AUGCUUCGGAAUGCUUCCUCUUGCCGUUCUCCACAGAUGGCGGGCGAUAAUCAACCGUCCUUGGAAAAGGAGAAAUCCAAAUCCUGUAGCAGGUGGAGGCGUUUUGCGUGUCUGUUUAGUUCAAUGGGACCUAGAAAACCUUGCAAGAGCCCGAAUGGCCCUUGCUCACAGGACGACAGCCAGUGGUGUAGCUGUUUGCGUCAUCUUUGCUCUGCGGAGAACCAUCAGCGAGAAAAGGGCAAAGAACGAUCCAACGGCUGCCCAAUCUGCGAGAAGUCGGUUCGUCCUAGGCUUAAGCUGGGAAUAUUCGAAGACAGCGCAAUUGAACGGUGGUAUAUCCUGUGGCGGGCUGACCACAUCGUUGGCUUCUACAAGGAAACAUGCCACUUAAAUUUGCUCAUCUGCGCCCUGCAGUGCCUUUUCGGGAUAGCGAAAGCAUAUGUCACCCAGUGCCUUUUUCUGGCAGUUGAAAGAUCCGACGGCCAAAAUGCAGUACACGGGGAGUUCCUCGGAUUGCGCAUGCAGAUGCCAUCGGGGAGAAGGACUUUGUCGGCCUUGUGGCGGCCUGUGCUCCAAUUUGUGCUACUUUCGGCUCUUGUUUUGCCCAUGAAACUAAUGGAUAGACGCGGGGGCAAAAAUGCUUGGAAAUUUCAACUUCUGGCCCUAGGACAGGCAGUGACCUAUUCCCCAAGGAGUUCAGCUCAAUUUCGUCCUUGGCAGUAUGUUGAGAGAGACUGCAAGCUGCAAGUCGUCCCUUUCUGCAUGCAGUUCAAGAGGAAGCGCUGGGAUUACAAAAUCAUGGCUUUCUUCAUGCUCGGCCGCACUUUGUAUGCGCUUUUCGUCAUCAUGGUGGCCAGGGCUUUUGAAAACGUCAGACGACAGCUCUUUGCAUCUCAGGUGCUGCCCUUCCUUAUGUAUUUGUCCGUACUGGCGAACAGCCAAAGAGUGCAAAACCUGUGUGCAAUAAGAACAGAGCGAAAUCACUGUGGGUCCCAGCCUGCAGAAAGUUCUAUCUCUGCUGGUGACGAAGGCUGCCUAACUGCCCCUUCCGUCAUACAACAGGCCUACAGCCCGCCAAGUCUCUGA
Messenger RNA from Eimeria maxima, 1086 nucleotides. RefSeq lists its product as hypothetical. The transcript is spliced from 8 exons. NCBI's taxonomy places the organism in Eukaryota, Apicomplexa, Conoidasida, Eucoccidiorida, Eimeriidae. The coding region runs from base 1 to 1086 and encodes 361 amino acids. The record is from RefSeq and is a predicted model, not a curated record.